AAAAACAAUUGUUGUCUAUGUUCCUAAAGGGUGUCAAUAAUUUCGAUAGUGCUAUAAACUUUGUUGUUAUUUGUUUUAAUUCGGAUUUAGUGCUAUUAAACUUGUGAAGCAGUAAUAAGAAGGACUUAAAUUCUUUGUUUUAAACGGUGAUAUAUUCCUGUAACAACUUGGUCCAGUUGGUAAGAGCCAGCAGUUCCGUAGUUAGAUGCAUGGCAUGCUAAGUAAACGAGUAACAUUCUGCUUGCCCCGCCAUGAGCCGGAAGGUGGCGGGCGGUGCGGCGAGGGUCCGCUAGCGCGCGCCAUGCAGCCCGCGCCUCCGGGCGGCUCGCCCAAGAGGCACCAGUCUUCCGCACCAGCACAUGGUGGCGCAGCAGGCGAUCAAUCCACACUAAAGGUCCACCUUCCCAAUGGUGGGUUCAACGUGGUGCGAGCCUCAGCCGACGAGGAUGUGAGGUCGGUGCUUCGGCUGCUGGCCGCCCGGCUGGCUGCCGGAGACAGGGUAUACGCGUCAUGCUUCGCGUUGAGAGCGAAGAGGUUGACUACUGGCAAGAUCCGUUGGAUACAUCAGGACACGCCAGUGUCGGAGCUCCUGACAAAAUGGCCGGCGAGCGAGUGGCGGCUGGAGUUGCGCGUGCGCUACCUGCCGGCCAACCUGCGCGACCUCUGCGACGCCGACCGAGUCACCUUCCACUAUUAUUACGACCAGGUUCGACACGACUACCUCAACGCCAAUCAUCCAAUGGUAGACCAGGAUUUGGCGAUACAAAUAUGUUGUUUAGAAAUUAAAUACUUCUGUAAGGAUAUGCAAACAUCUCUGGACAAGAAGUCCAACAUUGAGUACUUGGAGAAAGAGUUUGGAUUGCACAAGUUCCUGCCCAAGUCUGUGCUCGACGCCAUCAAACCUAAGGUGCUCAAGAAGGCCAUACAGCAACAAUUUAAAAAGGUGGCCAACCUAAGUGACACGGAGUGUAUGCUGAAGUAUUUGGACACAAUGCAUACACACUACGGCUACGAUCGGGAAACGUUCACUGGCGCGCUCGGUACUGGCUGGUCCAUACCUGUCGAGCUGGCCAUCGGACCUUUUAUUGAUAUAUCGUAUGUAUCCCACAAAGCUGGCGAGCCCCCCACCUAUACAAAGAUCGCGUCGUUCAGCGACAUCGUGGCCGUACAGACACUCAAGUCCAACUGCACGCAACAGUCGCAGACACAGAGUGGUUCCUGCGGUAAGGCUGCAUUGCAGCUACGGGUGAAGGGGGCGACGGAAACGCUGACUAUCACGUGCAGCAGUGUUGAGGCUGCAGAAAGUUUAGCAGAUUUGGUUGACGGAUACUGCCGACUGGUCACAGAGUCACAAACAUCUUUAUGGAACCGAACGACGGAGAUGAGCAGUAGUUCGUCGGAGGGUAAAACGAGUUCGUGGGAGGCGAACACGGCGACACUACUCUCCGAGGACUACGCAGAGAUUGUUGAUGAUGACGCUGACUACUCGACGCCUGCAGUUCGAGAUUACGAGCUAGUGCGGAAUCAAAUAGAACUGACAGGCAUCAUUGGUGAAGGGCAGUUCGGAGACGUCCACAAAGGUACAUGUAAAGUGACGUCAUCGAACCACCCGUCCCUGCGGCGCCAGCUGGCGGCGGGCGCGGCGCGCGGCGACAGCGUACUGCCCGUCGCUGUCAAAACGUGCAAGAUGGACGCCGAUCUAGACACCGCUGAGAAAUUCCUCGAAGAGGCUUAUAUAAUGCAGCAAUUCUCCCACCCUCACAUCAUCGGACUGGUGGGUGUGUGUAGCUCCCCUCCUAUUUGGAUCGUCAUGGAGCUCGCUACGUUGGGAGAGAUGAGGGCCUAUCUACAGCAAAAUGCACACAGGUUGGAGACAUGCACGCUAGUCCUGUACAUCUACCAGCUGUCGACGGCGCUCAGCUACCUCGAGAGCAAGAAGUUCGUCCACAGAGACAUCGCGGCUAGGAAUGUGCUCGUCUCGACGCCCACUUGUGUCAAGUUAGCUGACUUCGGCCUAUCAAAGAUGGUAGAAGAUAAGUCGUACUACAAGGCUUCCCGCGGCAAGUUGCCCAUUAAGUGGAUGGCGCCCGAGUCUAUCAACUUUAGACGGUUCACGUCCGCCUCCGAUGUUUGGAUGUUUGGCGUGUGUAUGUGGGAAAUCCUGAUGCUGGGCGUGAAGCCAUUUAGUGGCGUGAAGAAUAACGACGUGAUCGGCAAGUUGGAGAACGGCGAGCGUCUGGCGCUGCCGCCGCGCUGCCCGCCGCGCCUCUACUCCGUCAUGUCGCGCUGCUGGGCCUACGAACCCAGCCAGAGACCCGCUGCACACCAGCUCAAGGAGACCUUGUUCGAGAUUCUUCAAGAGGAGCGCAGCUCAGCGUGGGAGACGAUGCGGCGGGAGAACAGACGCGUCGCUGCUGGCUCCGUCAGUGAGGAACCGCCUCCGAAACCACAGCGACCUUCCAAUAAUAUUCCAGUGACGGACAACGUGGCAGGCGGCGCGGGCGCGGCCCAGACGUACAUAGUGGCGCAGAACCCGCUCGUCCUGGCGCACCUACUGCGGGAGAACACUGCGCGCGCGCAUCUACCGCACGCCUACACCACGCCCGCCUCGAGUCCAGAAUGCGAUAGCGAGCAAGCGGUUGAAAGGCGAUUGCUAGCCGAACUAGCGAGACAACAACAUCAAAGCGAAGAAGACAGAAGAUGGUUGCAAAUGCAAGAGGAGAACUUGAAAAAGCGCUUGUCCAACGUGCAACUAUCGACCGAGUCUGAACCGGGCACUGAACAGAAGCCAGACGUCACUAACACCAAUGAACAGAGAGCACCUAGUCAACCACAUUCAGCGACGACGUCUGCCGAGACGAGUCCUGCUAAUACUGUAUCCAAAGAACGACCACCGAGCGAAGAUAAGUGUGGUCGCAACCCGUCGGAGCCGGUGUACAGCGCGACGACUGACGUGGUGCGGUGCGUGAUGCGGCUGGCGGGCGCGGCGGCGGGCGGCGCCGGCGCGGCCGCGCUGCUCGCCGCCGUGCGCGCCGUCGGCGCCGACCUGCGCCAUCUCUGCGCCACCGUCGACACCGUCGUCGUGCCCUUCCCGCAACAUGCGCAGAGGGAGGUGGAGAUGGCACACCAGGUGCUGAGCAAGGACAUGGCGGCGCUGGUGGAGGCCAUGCGACUCGCCAUACAGUACCACAACACUACGCUGCAGCAUGAGUACACUAAGAACAUGCUAGCAGCCGCUCAUAUCUUAGCUAUGGACGCUAAGAACUUGUUGGACGUGGUAGACUGUAUCCGCGAGAGACACCCCAACAUCGACUGGCGCGCCGCCUUACAGCCCCCGGCGGAACCAAGCAGUCCUAACGCGCAGCAUCUCAGUAGUCGGUAGUAUGUAGUGGCAACCCCACAGAACCAGACUCUAACCUCCCAGAACCAAGUGUUCGCGCCUCAGAAUCAGGUGUGUAUACCACAGAACCCGGUGUUAAGCAACCAGUCAUCUGUGCAAGAGGAUGAGACGCCCCCUCCGAAGCCCGACUUCAAGGUUAACCAGCCAGUGACGACGAGCCAGCUCAUUGUCACGGAGCAGCCAGCCAAGGAGCACAGCAGCCUGCCCGCCGCCCCGAACAGGGUGUCCACCCUCAUCCACAACUACAACCUCUACGGCAACGUCAGAGAACCUCAACACAUCUACGGCAACACCGAAGCCUCCUCCUUCCAAUACUCGUCAUCAAGCUCCGAUGACGUGAAAGUAGACUCCGCCCCCAUGGAGUCAGUCAAAAGUCGUGUUCAAGCCAUCUCCGGCAAACUUGACUCCCCCCCUAUCUAUUCCGUCAGCAAAAAAAUGAUACCUCUCGAUCAAAACAUUGGUCACACCGAUCAAGGUUGAAUGACCUUUUGAAGUUUCUCGCUUGUAGUGGCAAUUUUUAUUUUUACGUCGUCUGACGUUGACAGCUUUACAUAGGCUAUGACGUAAUAUUAGAACGACUAGUGUACUUAUCCGGAUAUGCUCAUAGAUAUUUCGUUUGCCGCUUGAAUUCUAUAGUGCGACGUUCAUUUGGAAAAGACAAAUAAUGCUCAAUAUUACCUGUAGCGAAUUAAGUGAGCCAAAUAAUUGUCGUUGUAUCCAUCCAUUCGCAUUCGUUUAAAUCGGAGUUCAUAUACAUUAACUGUUUAUUACUGUUACAUUUACGUAAAUGGCGCGACGAAAUGGCAGUGGAAAGGCAGAAUACAUAACGAAAAUCUUCAGUAUUUUGUACUGGCAAUCUAAAUAUAAUACUUAUUUAACCCCUAACGAUGUACGGAAAGUCAAUUGAAACUAAAUAAUUUAUCGUAAAUUAAUAUAAAUGUACUUGCCUAAAAGUUAUGGCCUAAAUUACAAAACACAGUUGCACUUCCACUGCUAAAAUAUUUUUGUAUCUUUGUAGAUGCGUAUGAGGUUAUUUUUUGCUUUUUUGAAAGCUUUUUUUUGUGGAGCGCUAUUUACGUGAAUAUAACAACUAUACAUAGAACUAUAUGUUGGUCAUCUAGUGAUAUAUAUCUAUUUACAUAUCAUCGGGGCACCUAGUUCUUAUUAUUUAAAACUGUUUCAAUGUACCUAUUCUUUACUACUAUCCUAUAUACCAUACUUUACAGGAUUUUGAUAUUUGACAGCCCCUGUCAUAAUCAUUUCAAAAUGGCGGCAUUUGAUUAUUAUGGCGCCAAAUUUAAGGAUUUUUUAUUUGUCAAACUUUUGGCGGGAUUACCUUGAACAUUUAAGAUAACGUUAUAAAUAAUAAAGAACGAGGGCCUAGCAUUGUUGUGCUUCAAAUAAAUACGUGGUGUUGCCUAUUCGUGAAAUUAUUAUUCGACAUAUCUUCAUUCUACAUCAUUCAUCUACCAUAGCGUUGUCACACAGAACUGUUUGUGGAAAUCAUGAUAAUAUUGAUUUGUGAUAUUAUUGCCAAUAAAAUUUGAAUACUUUUUUAUAAUAAGAACGGCUAUGUAACGCAGUACAGUCAGCACAUUCCUCAAACAUGCACCUAAUGAGUAAGUUUUGUAGUUAUUUUUCAUACAAAUUUUAUAUUUUUGGUGUAACGGUGUUGCAGAUUUUAUACUCAACCAUUACUGGUGCGUAUGUAUAAGAAUGAAUUCUUCCAUAGAACAAUAAUUACCCUAUAUCUUUCGAAAUUGAUUAGAAAGUAUUAUGUUUAAUGUAAAAUGUAUUAUUGCGAGUUAGCGUGUAUAUUUUUCGUUAGUUAAGGUGCGUUUACAUGUCACAACAUAUUGUAACAUUUUUGCAUUUAACCGUUUACAUUCUCACUCAGUAUUCAGCCGGAUUUGAAAUGUAUUUUCUUUGUAAAAAUGUACAAAACAAAUUGUCAAUAAUAAUAAUUGUUACUAUAAUUUUUUUAUCCAAAGUUUUUAUUAUAAGCUUAGAUCUCAGUUGGAAUUUGUAGCGUACGUUAAAUCGAUUAGUUUUGUAAUUAAUGAAAUCAGAAUUUAUUUAUUGACGUCUCUUGGUUUAUUUGUAAAGUUGAUUUUCCUAAUGUGUUAGAAGUAAGCAGGAUAUCAUUCCAAAGUAUAAUGGUUAUAGUAAGCAGUACGUAGUCGAUAUAUUAUUGUAGUGAGCUGCCCGAGAUUAUUUUCCAAAUAUCCAAUAAUGGUGGACCGGUUUUUCUUUACGCAUUGAAUAAAGGACAAGUCAAUCAUUCGAGUUUUGUUUUAUUUGCUUCAUAGACACUCCC
This is a messenger RNA of Spodoptera exigua (beet armyworm), 5717 nucleotides long. The record is from the annotation of a GenBank genome assembly. Lineage: Eukaryota; Metazoa; Arthropoda; Insecta; Lepidoptera; Noctuidae.